AUGAAAACCCUACCAUUGCUAUGGGUAUUGCUGCUUUCAGUUUUGAGUAACUCCAUAGUGGAGGCCAGGAUUCGACACUACAGAUGGGAGGUUAAGUACGAGUUCAAAUCGCCGGAUUGUUAUAGGAAGCUAAGCAUCACUAUUAAUGGAAGAACCCCUGGUCCGUCGAUCUUGGCGGAGCGAGGCGACACCAUUGUUAUUGACCUUAAGAAUAGUUUACUGACCGAGAACGUCGCCAUUCAUUGGCACGGUAUCAGACAGAUUGGAACUCCAUGGGCUGAUGGAACAGAAGGCGUUACUCAAUGCCCUAUUUCACCAGGAGACACUUUCAGAUACAUGUUUGUUGUUGACAGAGCAGGAACAUACUUGUACCAUGCGCAUUACGGGAUGCAACGAGAGGCAGGUUUGUACGGAUCGAUUAGGGUGGCGCUUCCAGAUGGAGAAGCCGAACCGUUCUCUUACGACUACGACAGAAGCAUCAUUCUCAACGAUUGGUAUCACAAAAGCACCUAUGAACAGGCUGCCGGCCUUUCAUCUGUUCCAUUCGUUUGGGUCGGCGAUCCUGAGUCACUUUUGAUCCAAGGGAAAGGAAGAUUCAAUUGCAGUACACCGGGAACUGCAGCCGGUGUCUGUAACGCCACAAAUCCUGAAUGCUCGCCGUACGUUUUCACCGUCGUUCCCGGAAAAACUUACCGGCUUAGGAUUGGAAGCUUAACUGCUUUGGCUUCUCUCAGUUUCGAAGUAGAGGGACAUAAUAUGACGGUUGUUGAAGCCGAUGGUCAUUACGUCGAACCAUUUGUCGUAAAAAAUCUAUUUAUUUACUCGGGUGAAACGUACUCGGUUUUGAUUACGGCAGACCAAGACCCGUCAAGAAACUAUUGGGUCGUCUCAAAAAUGGUGAGUCGUAACAACACGGUCCCAAUCGGUUUGGCCGUGUUCAAUUACUACCCGAACCAUCCGACCAGAUCCCCACCAACGGUGCCACCAAGUGGACCGUUGUGGAACGAUGUUGAAGCCAGGGUUAACCAAAGUCUCGCGAUCAAAUCCCACCCCGGAUACAUACACUCCCCGCCCCAAACAUCCGACCGAGUGAUCAUUCUUCUAAACACACAAAACCGAAUAAACGGAAGUGUCAAAUGGUCGAUUAAUAACGUCUCUUUUACCCUUCCUCAUACCCCAUAUCUCAUAUCACUUAAACACGACCUACUUCACACGUUCAAUCAAACCUCGCCUCCAGAUGUCAUCAACGGCUACGAAGCUUACGACAUAAAUAUCCCUCCACCGAACCUCGGUUUCACGACUAGCAACUCCGUGUAUAAACUAAAGUUCAAUACAACGGUCGACAUUGUUCUCCAAAAUGCAAACAUGAUUGCUAACAAUAACAGCGAGACACACCCGUGGCAUCUUCACGGGCAUGAUUUUUGGGUUCUCGGAUAUGGACGCGGAAAGUUCAACGCUACAGAGGAUCCGAAGACGUAUAACUUGGUGAACCCGAUUAUGAAGAAUACGGUACCGGUUCACCCGUACGGGUGGACCGCGUUGCGGUUCGUAGCGGAUAACCCGGGUGUUUGGGCAUUUCAUUGCCAUAUCGAGUCCCACUUCUAUAUGGGCAUGGGAGCAGUGUUUGAAGAAGGGAUGGAGAAAGUUGGCAAAUUGCCCUCUUCUAUCAUGGGUUGUGGGGACUCUAAAAGAUUCAUUAGGCCUUAGAUUUAUUUUUAUUUUUAUUUUUAUUUUUAUUUUUAUACUUGAAUUGAUCGUCAAGAUAAAUGUGACGGUUUAUAUCUGUGUAAAGAAUGAUAACCACGUUGAUUUAUAUACAAAAAUUGGAUUUUUAAA
This is a messenger RNA of Cynara cardunculus var. scolymus (artichoke), 1836 nucleotides long. RefSeq names its product L-ascorbate oxidase. The coding region runs from base 1 to 1707 and encodes 568 amino acids. Lineage: Eukaryota; Viridiplantae; Streptophyta; Magnoliopsida; Asterales; Asteraceae. Gene Ontology annotation, molecular function: oxidoreductase activity; copper ion binding. Gene Ontology annotation, cellular component: extracellular region. The transcript is spliced from 5 exons. The record is from RefSeq and is a predicted model, not a curated record.